UUGGGGGUGAAGUAAAUUUUUCAUUCGGUAGUUGAGCUGGUUACUGAGUGAAGUCUAUUAUGAACCCUUCACAAAGUGAAGACUUGUUUUGUAAAGCGAAGGAUCUCCCCUUCUUCACGUAUGUGUGAAUUCAGAUUUUCAUAGGCCGCGUUUGCUCACAAUCUGUUGGCAAAUCUUUGCUUUUCCUACAGCACAGGACGACGAACCUCGGGUAACAGCAGCCUCCCGCGAGGGGGCGCCCGACUGCCCACGGCGAUUGCUCCCGCACUGCGCAGCCUCCUUCCAGGGGUGGGCGGAAAUCCCCUUGCUGACGCGCCUGACGUCUCCGGAGGGCGAGGCCCGCGGGAGGGGGAGGAGUCUUCCCUGCAGCGUGGGGCGGGGCCACCGCGAGCGCGGCUGGCACGGCCGAGGUGGGCUGGGCGUGGGAGGCGGCGGCUGCUCCUCCGCGGUGUUGGGAAGAUGGCGCCGCCGGUGACCGAGAGGGGGCUGAAGAGCGUCGUGUGGCAGAAGAUAAAAGCCACAGUGUUUGAUGACUGCAAGAAAGAAGGCGAAUGGAAGAUAAUGCUUUUAGAUGAGUUUACCACCAAGCUUUUGGCAUCCUGUUGCAAAAUGACAGAUCUUCUAGAGGAAGGUAUAACUGUUGUAGAGAAUAUUUAUAAGAAUCGUGAACCUGUCAGACAGAUGAAAGCUCUUUAUUUUAUCACUCCGACAUCAAAGUCUGUAGAUUGUUUCUUACGUGAUUUUGCAAGUAAAUCGGAGAACAAAUACAAAGCAGCAUAUAUAUACUUCACUGACUUUUGCCCUGAUAAUCUCUUUAACAAAAUUAAGACUUCUUGCUCCAAGUCAAUAAGAAGAUGUAAAGAAAUAAAUAUUUCCUUCAUUCCACAUGAAUCUCAGGUGUAUACUCUUGAUGUACCAGAUGCAUUCUAUUACUGUUAUAGUCCAGACCCUGGCAAUGCAAAUGGAAAAGAUGCCAUUAUGGAAGCAAUGGCUGAGCAGAUAGUUACAGUCUGUGCUACCUUGGAUGAAAAUCCUGGAGUAAGAUAUAAAAGUAAACCUCUAGAUAAUGCCAGUAAGCUUGCACAGCUUGUUGAAAAGAAGCUUGAAGAAUACUACAAGAUUGAUGAAAAGAGCCUAAUAAAGGGUAAAACUCAUUCCCAGCUCUUAAUAAUUGAUCGUGGCUUUGAUCCUGUGUCCACUGUCCUGCAUGAACUGACCUUUCAGGCAAUGGCAUAUGAUCUACUACCCAUUGAGAAUGAUACAUACAAAUAUAAAACAGAUGGAAAAGAAAAGGAGGCAAUCCUUGAAGAAGAUGAUGACCUCUGGGUCAGAAUUCGACAUCGGCAUAUUGCUGUAGUGUUAGAGGAAAUUCCCAAGCUUAUGAAGGAAAUUUCAUCAACAAAGAAAGCAACAGAAGGAAAGACAUCACUUAGUGCUCUUGCCCAACUGAUGAAAAAGAUGCCCCAUUUCCGUAAACAGAUUACUAAGCAAGUUGUCCAUCUUAAUUUAGCAGAAGAUUGCAUGAAUAAAUUCAAGCUUAAUAUAGAAAAGCUCUGCAAAACUGAACAGGACUUGGCACUUGGAAUUGAUGCAGAAGGACAGAAGGUGAAAGACUUUAUGCGAGUACUCCUUCCAGUUCUACUCAACAAAAAUCAUGAUAAUUGUGAUAAAAUAAGAGCAAUCCUACUUUAUAUCUUCAGUAUUAAUGGAACUACAGAAGAAAAUUUGGACAGGUUGAUCCAGAAUGUAAAGAUAGAAAAUGAGAGUGACAUGAUUCGUAACUGGAGUUACCUUGGUGUUCCCAUUGUUCCCCAAUCUCAACAAGGCAAACCAACACGAAAGGAUCGGUCCACAGAAGAAACUUUUCAGCUCUCUCGAUGGACGCCUUUUAUCAAAGAUAUUAUGGAGGAUGCCAUUGAUAAUAGAUUAGAUUCAAAAGAAUGGCCAUAUCGUUCCCAGUGUCCAGCAGUAUGGAAUGGCUCAGGAGCUGUAAGUGCUCGCCAGAAACCCAGAGCUAAUUACUUAGAAGACCGAAAAAAUGGGUCAAAGCUGAUUGUUUUUGUAAUUGGAGGAAUUACAUACUCUGAAAUGCGUUGUGCUUAUGAAGUUUCUCAGGCACACAAGUCCUGUGAAGUUAUUAUUGGUUCUACGCAUAUUUUAACACCCAAAAAGCUGUUGGAUGAUAUAAAGAUGCUGAACAAACCGAAGGAUAAAGUCUCCUUUUUUAAGGAUGAAUAAAGCCAUCCUUUUGAGGGGAGAGAGCUUAGAGAUCCUUAUUAAUAUGUCAAACUAAAUAAAAUAGAAUAAGAAAAUGUUGCUUUCAUGUAAUUUAAACAAUGUAAAUAUUUUAGGGAAUAAUGGCUUUUCAAAUACAUUUCUUAAGGGACUAUUUGAUUAUGUGUUAUUGGAUUUGCCAUUUUUGAUAAUUUAAAUAUUGUCGCUUUGUAGAUGAUGAGAAGAAAUGUUAAAAUGCUUUCUGAAAGGAAAUUUUUUCACCUUUGGAGCAGAAUAUAUUAGAAUUGUAGGUAGUUUUUCACAUCUACCUAUGUACAUACUAAUUGCUCAUUGGAUACUUGUAUCUAAAUGUCUCAUGCCAAGGUAUAGUUUUUUGGGAAAGAAUGAUUUUAAAUGAAGAGAUUGUAAAAGUAAAAACUGUAAAUGUGUAUUGUAUGAUAGAAUUAUUUCCUAUAAGUACAGUUUUCUUUCAACUGAAAUUUACAAUUUCUUUUACGUAUAUAAAAUAAUUGUCAUUAAUAUAAAUAGAGUGAUUGCACAGUGUAUAUUAUCUCACUAGAUACAUCUAAAGAACACAAUUUUAUGUAAUUUUGAAAUCAUGAAUGUUUAAAUUAGAAAACCAAAAAUCAUCAACAUUUUAAGAAAAAAUAAAUAUAUAGUU
Molecule: messenger RNA, 2896 nt
Organism: Microcebus murinus (gray mouse lemur)
Lineage: Eukaryota; Metazoa; Chordata; Mammalia; Primates; Cheirogaleidae
Gene: STXBP3
Product: syntaxin binding protein 3
Biological process (GO): vesicle-mediated transport
Source: RefSeq, a predicted model, not a curated record